GGAGCUGCCUUCUGACAUGAAGAGGUAGGUCUGUCUGAAUCUGUGUGUGUGAAUGAGCUGAGCCUCUGCAGAGUAUUUGCAAUUCUCUGUCGUACACACAUGUGAAAAGGCUUGAGAGCUAAUUGGACAAGGUUUUCAUUAGCUCCAGGAAAAGUUGCUUCCUCAUUAAAGGCUUCAGAGAGUCUGAGCAUUCCCGAAGGAGGCAAUGCCCCACACCAAGGUCCUUCGUCUCAUCCUGCUGACACUGUCUGGAGUUCUGGUCCCUUUUGUGGAAACAGCAGAAUACCCCCAAGGACCUCUCCCAACGCUAUGGAAUGACCCACCAGAGCUGCCAUCGGGUGGAGGGCCCGCAGAAACCACCACCACAGCCCGCUUCUCCGACUCUGCAGGAUUCCCACCAUACACUUCUGAUUAUGAACCAGAGGACACAACCCAUCUGCACCAACUGGAUAAUGGGAACGGGUCUCUGGGUCCUGGAGCCAUUGGUGCCAUAGUGAUCGCUGCUCUGCUGGGCACAUCUGUGAUUGUGGCCCUGAUCGUCAUCACCCUGCGAAAGUUUUCUGCUUCCUGAAAUCAAUAAAAAAAGGUCCUUUUUCCUAAUAUA
This is a messenger RNA of Podarcis muralis (Common wall lizard), 604 nucleotides long. RefSeq names its product secondary ossification center associated regulator of chondrocyte maturation (gene SNORC). Gene Ontology annotation, biological process: cartilage development. Gene Ontology annotation, cellular component: cell periphery. The record is from RefSeq and is a predicted model, not a curated record. NCBI's taxonomy places the organism in Eukaryota, Metazoa, Chordata, Lepidosauria, Squamata, Lacertidae.